GGAGGGUUUAACGGAAUAAAUAGGGGGUAACAUGUGGUAGAGAUUAAAGAGGAAGGGGGAUGUUAAAAGAGGGACAUGGAACAGCUACAAUAAAACUGGGUAUUAUCAACUUGCCAUGACUCUUCGCAAUUGAAGACUGCAUCUGGAUAAUGAAUGGUCUUGGAACAUCCUCCUUGCAGGUGCGGUAGAAUUACCAGAACCUGAACUGAAUCUCGAGAAUUUGUUGUCAUGCCGAAGCGAAAAUCAAAGCAGCUACCUGACCCGCCGUCCAAUGCUGCUGCGAAGGACUCUUCUAAGAAAGCUCGAGGAGUGACCAAGAACAGUGACGCAAGUGGUGAUGCCAAUAAGGAUAACGGUAUGCCCAGCUCAGCUUUGCCUUUAGAUGUGUUUGCACAUCUCAUUCAUCCAAUCAAGGUUGAAACGUUUCUGGAAGAGUACUGGGAAAAGCAACCCAUCGUCAUACCAAACAGAAAAGGGCACCAGGAGUUCUUCCAGUCGCUCUUUACAAGGAAGAUCUUGGAGGGACUCGUUGCGGAGAAGAAGGUCUCCUUUGUCAAGGACUGCAAUGUCUGUCGGUACAAGGAUGGUGAGAGGGAAUCGCUCAACGGGAAAGGAACGGUCAAACCGAAUAAACUCAAGGAACUUUUGGAUAGAGACAAAGCUACGAUACAGUUUCACCAACCACAGCGCUUUCAGGAGAGUAUAUGGAGUCUACUAGAGAAGCUAGAAUCAUUCUUUGGUUGUUUGGUAGGAUCCAAUGUCUACAUGACACCCAAGCUAUCUCAAGGACUGGCGCCUCAUUACGAUGAUGUAGAGGUGUUUGUGCUUCAGCUUGAAGGAGAGAAACACUGGCGUCUCUACAAACCCCCAACCCUUCUUCCCCGAGAUUAUAGCAGAGAUCUCGACCAAUCAGAGAUCGGAGAGCCGACACAUGACAUAAUACUUCAGGCAGGCGAUCUUAUGUAUUUCCCACGAGGAACGGUUCACCAGGCUGAUACACCUAGUACUUGUACCCACUCCACGCAUCUGACUAUUAGCACAUACCAAAGAUCUUCUUGGGGUGAUUUUCUCAGUAUUGCCCUCCCGUCCAUGAUUCAGACAGCCAUUUUAGAGAAUGUCUCCUAUCGUCAUGGUCUUCCUUUGAGGUUUUUCUCAGAUCAUAGUCGGCAGGCAAGCAGCAGCGAGACCGGCAAAAAAAUAACAAGUUUGAUAUCACAGCUGAGCAGCCAUAUAGGAUCACAUGGUCAGGAAGCUGCCGAUGAGAUGCUCUGUGACUUCAUAGCCAACCGUCUGCCACCAUUCAACAAUGAUGACCAAGACUUCGGUCCUAAAGGUCCCAUGCCUUCAUCAGACCACCAGGUUCGUCUACGCCUCCCAGAUCACACUUUCAUCGUAAGAAGGCAAGGCGAAGAGGAGGAUGAUGAAGAGGAGGAAGACGAUGAAAAGGAAGAUGAUGAUGAGAAAGCAUUUCAACUGUUUGUCUAUCAUUCUCUUCAGAAUUCUCGUCAAGAGCACAUGAUGUCCAGUGAACCUAAAGAGGCUCUGGGGAUCCAACUACCAACAGAAUGUGAGCCAGCUGUCAGAACUCUUAAAGAAUCUCCACGAUCCUGGAGGAACGUCAAAGACAUCAGUUUGGAAGAUGGCGUCAGGUCACAGAUGAUCAUGUCACUGUGGGCAGAGGGUCUGAUAGAAGUCAGGGACGGGACAUAGGUCGAGAUAGUUCUUGAUAGCCUCAGGUCACAGAUGAUGUCUUGAUGGGCGGAGGGUCUGGUUGAAAUCCAUAAUGGGAGAUAGUUCAAGAUGCUGCCGUUGGGUCACAGAUGAAUCGCAUCACUUUUGGUGGUAUAAUUAGAGGAUGGGAGAUAAUUCUUGAUUUUUGGAUGCACUGCUUUAGUUUUCAGAUGACUGUGUCACUCUGGGGAAAGGGUUUGGUUGGAGUUGGGGAUGGGAGAUAGUUCUUGAGGCAGGGUUGUAUAGCAUUAGGUCACAGAUAAUAAUAUCUUGGUGGAUGAAGAGUCUGUUAGAAGUUUGGGACAGGAGAUAUUUCAGAGGCUUUCUCUAGGUCACAGGUGAUCAUGUCACUUUUGGUGGUACAUUAGGAGGAUGGGAGACAUUUAUGUUUUUUGGACACACUGCAUCAAGUCACAGAGGAUUGUGUCAGUCCGGGUGUAGGGUUUGGUUGAAGGCAGGGAUCGAAGAUAGUUCUUAAGGCAGGUUUAUACAGCAUUAGGUCACGGAUGAUAAUGCCUUGACGGGCUAUGAGUCUGGUAGAAGUCAUAAAUUGGGGU
Messenger RNA from Lytechinus variegatus (green sea urchin), 2288 nucleotides. RefSeq names its product ribosomal oxygenase 2-like. Gene Ontology annotation, cellular component: nucleolus. Gene Ontology annotation, molecular function: histone H3K4 demethylase activity; histone H3K36 demethylase activity. The transcript is spliced from 10 exons. The record is from RefSeq and is a predicted model, not a curated record. Lineage: Eukaryota; Metazoa; Echinodermata; Echinoidea; Temnopleuroida; Toxopneustidae. Bases 229 to 1710 code for a protein of 493 amino acids.